CGGAAAUUACAAAACUGCUCAGGUGGUUCCUACAGAGCCUUAUAAACAACCAGGUUCUGUGACUCUUCACACUGACCUGGCCCAUUCUCCCUAAAGGAUGGGUCUCCUCCUUCCCUUGGUGCUCUGUGCCCUGGCCUCAAGCCUCAGUGCUAGAUCCCCACCUCAACAGGUCGUAGCACCACGGCCACCCCUUUUACUCUCUCGAGGCUGCAAUGACUCAGAUGUGCUGUCCUUUGCUGACUUUGCCCUGGAGAACAUCAACAAGGACCGAACAGAUGGCUACAUACUCCGCCUCAACCGAGUGAGCGAUGCUCGUGAACAGAGACAGGAUGAUGAACCAGGAGGAUCUCUUUUCUAUCUCACCCUGGAUGUGUUAGAGACAAGCUGCCAUGUGCUCAGCCGGAAGUCCUGGAAGGACUGUUCAGAGAGGUUUCUGGGUGGCUUAGUUUAUGGCCAAUGCAAGGCAUUAUUUUACAUUAACAGACCAAGACGGGUUCUCCAUACAGUUGCUUAUAAUUGUACUCUUCGUCCAGUUUCUCGAAGAAGUGUUCACAUGACUUGUCCUGACUGCCCCAGCCCUGUCCCCAUUGAUGGGUCAAAUCCCAAGGUUUUGGAAGCUGCCACAGAGUCUCUUGCAAAAUACAACAGAGAGAGCACCUCGAAGAAGUAUUCUCUCGUUGAAGUCACACAGGCUACCAGUCAGGGGGGAUUUGGUUCAUUUUACUUUGUGGAAUAUUUAAUCAAAGAGUCACCUCCUCCGUGUACCAAAUCUAUGGACAGCAUCUGUGUACUUCCCUCUGACUUGCCUGUUGGUCUUUGCAAAGGCUCUCUGGUAGAAGUCCACACGAAAAGGACUGUCACUGUGUCUUGUGAUUUCUUUGAAUUACAGGCUACUGCUCCUGGAGGUGAAAAUGUUGCUGUUCAAACACCACCUCCCAAACUCCCCAAGGCGCUAGAAACCACGCAGAAGAAAGCAGAGCUCCUAGACGCAGUGUCCAAAACAGAACCCAAAGGAACUGUCAAGAAACUCCCUGAUUUGGAUGAUGAGAGGCCCGAGCAGUUGCAGGAUAAAAGUCCUCAGUUGCGGAAUCAAAGUCCUGACGAAGCCUUCCCUGUGCAUCUGGAUCUAACCAACAAACCUGAAGGAGAGCUCCUGGACGUUUCCUUCCUCUUCAUGGGGCCUUUGGAGGAAAAGCUGCUCAUCCUACCUUUUCCUUCAAAAGAACAACGCUCUGCUGAGUGUCCAGGAGUAGCCCAGAAUGAGAACCCACUUAUUCUCCCCCUGUGAGCACCACAGAGAAGAUUCCAGGGAUCUUGAAGCAGAUGGAAGUGGUAGGGAGAGGGACAGAGAGAGAUAAGAUGUACAGAGUGGCUAAUAAAAGUGUCUUAGACUAUAUUUGGUCUCAGCAU
Messenger RNA from Suncus etruscus (white-toothed pygmy shrew), 1410 nucleotides. Its product is annotated as fetuin-B-like. Gene Ontology annotation, cellular component: extracellular region. Lineage: Eukaryota; Metazoa; Chordata; Mammalia; Eulipotyphla; Soricidae. The coding region runs from base 98 to 1288 and encodes 396 amino acids. The record is from RefSeq and is a predicted model, not a curated record. Gene Ontology annotation, biological process: binding of sperm to zona pellucida; negative regulation of endopeptidase activity. Gene Ontology annotation, molecular function: cysteine-type endopeptidase inhibitor activity; metalloendopeptidase inhibitor activity. The transcript is spliced from 7 exons.